ACAGAGACAAUCAUCUCUUUUCGCUUUUUUCAUGUCUAUUUUCCUUACACGGAGGUCCUACGGAUGUCAACCUUUAGAUGUGCAGAAGACGUCGAAAAAAAGACGUCGCCUGGCGUUACAAAACAACCCCUUUUUUGGACCGGAUUCGGACGUCCAAAAAUUACAUGAAAAAGACGUCAUUCCAACGUCACUUUGCGCAGUGGGAUAAUAGCAGGAAUCACAAAAUAUUCUCAGCAUAUUGGACUACACUGACCCUGGUUCUCCUGGCCAUGUCGGUUAUGCUUUCCAAAUCCUCAACGGGUGGAGGAAAGACCUUUAACUAUGACCUCUCCAAAAAGUCAGAUUUGACCAAGCUGUUCAACUCCAAAGUCUUUAAGGCAGAGAGAAUGACCAGACCUCUCAGGGGGUUGUCCUUUCAGUUAAGCAAACUCAGCCACUCUGGAGUCAGAGUUACUCUUGAAGAUGGCACUACUUGGCUGGUCCAUAAAGGAGAUGGUUAUGGGAUCUCAUCCCAAACUGUUGUUGUGGAUGCCCGUCACAUGAGCAAUAAAUGGAAGAUUGUUGAGACAAAGAAUUUCGGUGGCAGCAAGACUGUUUCUGAUUUUGUGAAAGCUGGAGGAACAGAUUACACACUUCUCUUCGAUAAUUGCCAUGAUGCAUCUGGCCGGAUGAUGCAAGACUGAAUUCAAAUCUGUACACCAUUUGCUUCAUGUUGUAAAGAGAGAGUAUCCCUCCAAAACAUAGUUGUAACAUGAUUUGCAAUUAUAUUUCUCAGAUAUUUUUUCUUAUUGAUGUAUUAUAUAUUUUUCUAAAUGUGUUAUUUCGUAUCUUUACAAUAUUUUGAAAUAAACAUAAAUCAUAAGUUUUGUAAGUAAAACUGCAUGGUGACCAAGUAAGGGAUAAUGUAGAGGCAGCCGGUAGUUAUUGGGAAAUAAGCCCCGACAGUGUGAUCAGGACCCGACGCAAAGCUACAUCCCGCU
This is a messenger RNA of Misgurnus anguillicaudatus (oriental weatherfish), 980 nucleotides long. Lineage: Eukaryota; Metazoa; Chordata; Actinopteri; Cypriniformes; Cobitidae. The record is from RefSeq and is a predicted model, not a curated record.